Molecule: messenger RNA, 1946 nt
Organism: Vicia villosa (hairy vetch)
Lineage: Eukaryota; Viridiplantae; Streptophyta; Magnoliopsida; Fabales; Fabaceae
Product: transcription factor CSA-like
Exons: 3
Coding region: 457-1494 (345 amino acids)
Biological process (GO): regulation of DNA-templated transcription
Cellular component (GO): nucleus
Molecular function (GO): DNA-binding transcription factor activity, RNA polymerase II-specific; RNA polymerase II cis-regulatory region sequence-specific DNA binding
Source: RefSeq, a predicted model, not a curated record
AUCUCAUUACUUCUCUUUCUUCAAGUAAAAACAUAGUAAACAGCACAAUCGUGUGGGUUCGCAUCUUUUCUUAUGUGUCUGUCUCUCUCCUAUGUUUGAAAAAAUCUCAUUCAUUUUCCUAUUUCUUUUCUCUUCUCUCCUUUAAAACGUUGCUGUUUUCUUUUCAUUCUUACACCUCAACCCCACUUUGUGAAAGUUGAAACUCUCUGCUUUACUUCUUCUUUCACUCACAGGUGAAUCUCAUAGAUGGAAUAUACAACAAUGCUAUUCAAUCUUUCACUCUUUUCAUUCUCACAUGCUUCAUCUCUCAUCUAACAAACCAACAAAAACACAAACCAUUUCCGUUUCAGUUUUAUGUCUGUUUUUUCCUCUUCCAGCAUUUGGUAACUCCUAGGAAGGAAAAGGAACUAGUUUUUGGUCUCAAACUUCAACUCUUUUUACAGUUUUGUCUUUACUAUGACUUCACAAAAUUUCAACAAUGGUGAUAUGGGUCUUUUCCCUUUAUCAAACCCUGAAAUGGGUUGUCUUCAGAUUUUGAAACCCUCAAUGUUUCAAUCCACAGAAGAAGAAGGGUACUUAGGUUUAGGUGUUGAGAGAAAGAACUUGUCUUUGAAACUUGGUGAUGGUGUAGAACAAAAAAAGUCUCUUUCUGUGAAAACUGGUUACUCCAAGCUUUGUUCUAGAGGCCAUUGGAGACCAGGUGAAGAUGCAAAACUUAAAGACCUUGUUGCUGAAUAUGGACCUCAAAAUUGGAACUUGAUUGCAGAACAUCUUCAAGGAAGAUCAGGAAAAAGUUGCAGAUUAAGGUGGUUCAAUCAGCUAGAUCCAAGGAUCAACAGAGGCACUUUUUCUGAGGAGGAAGAGGAGAGGCUUUUAGCUUCUCAUAAAAUGUAUGGUAACAAAUGGGCUAUGAUUGCAAGACUUUUUCCUGGGAGGACAGAUAAUGCAGUGAAGAAUCAUUGGCAUGUAAUCAUGGCUAGGAGGCAUAGGGAAAAGUGUAGUGUGUAUAGGAGGAGAAAGCCAGUUGUUGAGAGUCUUUCCAAGGGUUUGAAAUUGAGUCUUUCAAACAAUGCAGCUAGUGAUUCAAAUUUGUCAAGUACUAUAGAUGGAAAUGCCUCAACUUGUACUGAUCUCUCACUUACUCCCUCUUCAGCUAAACUUAGUCCUCAACUGUUUGAUAAGCUAGUGGCUAAUGCUCAAAAUCACCAAGGCUAUGGAGCAAUAUUGGGUAAAUCUAGAGAAAGUGGUGUGGCAACUAGUUUUGACAAGUAUUUUGGAGGUUGUAACAACCAUGAAAAGGAGGAAAACCUCAAAGUAAUGGAUGUGGUCCAGUCCAAUUUUUCAGAUUCAAACACAUCAGAAGUAUCAGUAUCUGAGUCAGUUGGCACCAACAACAAUAGGCCCAAUAUCUCAAUUUCUGGUGAAAGUGAAAAUGUUGGUGCUACAAUGCUACUACCACCAUUCAUUGAUUUUCUUGGAGUAGGAGCUAGCUAAAUGGAAGAGAGGUUAGGAAAGUGAGGUAGUCAGGGUCAGGGGAACCGUUUGUGUUGGGUGAAAAUGGGUCUGCUGUAGUGUAUUCCCUUAUGUACAGUUUCUUCCAUAAAAGGCAAAAAGUAAAAAGUGAGUGAACAAUGGAAAAGGAAAGAGAAAAAAAAAGAGGCAUUAGUUAAGAAGAGAGAGAAAAAGGACUUAGUAAUAAUUUUCUAAACUCCUGGUUUUGGACUGUUUCUGAAAUAGCAGAAUAGUAGGGGCCUUGUUUGUUAAGUUUGUGGUACUUUUGGCAUUUUGUUAAUCAGAAGCCAAAGUUUUAUUAUGACUUGGAUGGAUGGAGGGAUGUACAACUUAUUAUUAAUGUUACAUGAAUCAAACCAACUAACCUGUUCUUUGAAUUACUCUUCUCAGUGCUACAUCAUGUCAUUGGUUUUUGUGUCUUUUUUUCUUUUGGU